AUAUUGAUGAAUGUUUGAGUGACCCGUGUCAUAUUAAUGCCAACUGUUCUGACAAUGAAGGUUCUUUUGACUGUCAUUGUAAUGUUGGAUAUUCUGGAAUUGGAUUCAAUUGUUAAAUCAAUUGUUCUAGUAAGCAAGUCUUUUGUUAUUUAAUCUGUCUCAAAUAUUUUACCUUUCUUCAAAACAAAUUUUUCUUACCUUUAUAUUUUACAGAUAUUGAUGAAUGUUUGAGUGACCCUCCAAUUUACGCGAUGUCCGACAGGACAAUGCAAGUCGUUGGCGAGCCAAUAAAUUUCAUAAAAACAUCAUUUGCAUUGCGCAUUGUCGCAAAAAAUUGUCUCUUGGGACAUCUCAUUAAGCCUUUUUCCGCGUCUGUCGUCAUUAUAAGAAAUGUCUAUUAAUUAAUUCGAUGUAUGUAGUAUUAGCUAGUUAUAUUCGUAUUUAUUAUUAUGUUAUGUUCGUAUUUUUAGGAGAUGCGCGUAUAUACAGGUCUUUAGACCUUGGAAAUGUAGCCGAGUUGAAUCGUUUUGGAAGUGGAGCACUAAUCUCAGGUAACCCCAUAAAAAACCGUCAAAAUAACAGGCAAGAGAAAAUCUUCCAUUAUUCCAAUGCUUCAGAGAUGCUGACACAUAAGUGUCAAUAUAUCUGAAGUUAUCCACUAUCUGCUGCUUUUUACGGAAAAAUUAAAACUGUAUCUUUGUUUCUUUGUUAGAGGUUUACGCUGUCACACACUUUGGAUAAAGCCCAAGUGUAAACCAUUCUUUACAGUAUAUAUUUCUCAUCCUAGGUGCUCUAAAAGACUCGUGUUUGGUGGCGCCGUACAAUUGCGCAGAAGGAAUAACAGUGUCAUUCUGGUUGCAAUUUAUAUCUGGAGGAAUCAUAAUCCGUACAGGCAAAGCUGGUUUCCACGUUUAUGUUGAAGAUGGGAAAUUCUUCAUCACCUAUCAAGGCGUGGGCAGAAGCUGGACUAUAGAACGUGGGUGUAUUCCUAUGGACGUCUUCCUCGUGACAGCCACGUGGAGUGCAGCUGAAGGAUUGUCGUAUUACGAGAAUGGGAAACUUGUGGUCUCAACCCAAAUCUCCGAUCCAAGUUCGAUUUCUGAGAAUUUUAAUGACGUCAUCACUGUUGGGUAUGAGGAAACUUCGAGUGGGAAAAGAUAUUCAAGUAUAAUCAUUGAUGAUCUCAUGAUUUGGAACCGUGCGCUAAUUUCCGAGAAUGUUCAAACAAUUCAUUCUUAUGGUAAGCCACGAUUGAAAUAUUCCGAAAAACCGAUCAAUAUACUCACUUAUGUUAUAUUAUUGCCAUUUUAAAUUUAUUAUUUUAUGCUUUUUUAUUCCAGGAGUCUUGACUUCAUUUGAUCGUGGAUCAUGUCUGUCAGAUCCAUGUGAAUCUGGUUCUUGGUGCUUCCAGGGUCGUUCCUCUACUCAACAUGCCUGCAUACAGCCUACGAGUAGUGACUGUUCAUUUGAAGAUGGUCUGUGUAAUUUCAGCGCGUCCGGUGCGGCAAUAACUACGACAAAUAACCAGAGUGCAAUCGCUGGAAAUUUCCCGUUCCAUGAACACACGUUUGGGAUCUGUAGAGCUAGAGGUAAUUAUCAUAUUGUGGUAUAUUUUCCAUAUAAGUAUAAGUAUAAAUGACUCUACCAUAAUUUUAGUGCACAAUCCAACUUUCGUAUUGCAGAUAGGAUUGGUGUAAGAUUUGUGUUAGGAUUGUAAUGAUCCGAAUAGGAUUAAGAUUAUUAUGGUUACGAUUAAAGUCGAUAUUAGUUUUGUAAGGAUUUUGAAUAGUUUAGGAUAAGAAAUGGCUGUAAUUAAAUUCUAAUUUUUAGUAUGUGGCAACUGAGUUUAUCAUUUAAUUGUGAGGAAAAUCGAAAAUUAUUUAGUUUUAACUUUAUUCAAAGCUUCUUUGUUAUAUACAUUCUUUUUGAAUUUGCUUGAUCACAACGAAAUAUUAGUUUUGUGAUUUAAGAUAUGUUUAAACAUUGCCAGCCCCAUUCUCAUGCUCAAAUAUUUUAGACCCACCGGCGAAAUUUCUGAGGUUUGAACCAACAUUUGACGGAAGCGUCGCCUCACUCAACUCCAACACUUUUGUGUCACAGAGAGGACUUCUAGUUCGUUUUCGUUUCUGGUACUUCAUACACGGCGAAGAUAUAUAGCAUUCUACACUAAGCUGUGUUUUAAUUUGCGUUUGAACUACUUGAAAAAGAAAUCUCAAGUGUGGGAAUCCAGUAUACGUAGUAUUCUCCAAUAUGCUCCUAUGGUCGUAGUUUGUGUCUGAAGCUCAUCUUAAAAAUUAGAAGUUCUUGGACGUUUUGAGCGAUAACUAUUCGGUGUGAUGGUCAGUAUUUGAAUAUGCACCGAAAUUGGUCAACCAUGCAAGGACUCUCUUUUGAGACGUUAAAGAUUUUGUAAUCUUAAUAUAUUGCUGGAUCUUUCAAUCAAGGUCUCACAUGUCUGUGUUCCCUUGGAAAAAUGUUCCUUCGUUCCCUUCUUCCCUACAAAGAUUUCACCAUGUCCCUUUGUUUCCCAAGCUUACAUGUUCCCUUGUUGCUUCUGAUCUCUUUGGCUCUAUUGCCUUGUUUCAAACCCCUGGGAGACCCUCUUCAGUCGCUUUUCCACCAACAGUAAACAAACCGUCCUUUAUAUUUUAGAUUCUUUCAUAUCGUCAACGUUAACUUUCGAAGUAACACCAUCAGUGCCGGUAUCCAACUAUCUCUCAAUGGAUGGCUUUUGAAUCAGGAACAAAUGUCACGAUAACAUGUGAAGUUGCCUCGGUAACAAAACCAACCAUAAUUUUGAAGAAAGAUAGGAUUAUAUCUCCUGCACAACAGCUGAUACAAGACUACUGCAUAUAAUGAACAUGAUGUUUAAACCGGCCCAACAAUGAGGAUGAAGCUAAACCAACAUGCUGAACUGGUUUGAACGAUCCCUGAUACACAGUUGCUUCUUUAUAACUGCUGACUUUUGCCUUCAUUUCUAACACAGACAAAAUAAUUUUUACCUUCCUUUUCAAUUUUGUUUAGGUUCGUUCCAAUAUGUGCCCAUCAAGGCUCAUCAAGUCAGUUGAUUGCGGACUAUGAUUCGAAAUACGAGUUUUCCUUACUUGGUCUUGGAGAAGCAUAUAAUGAAGUUUCCUUGGAAAGAAAAAACUGGUUAACUGGGCAAUAUGCACAAAGCUCUGCUCAGAUGAAUAGUGGAUCAUUUGAAAAUUUUUAUAUUUCUUUUACUGGAGUAUACGAUAAAUGCAGGUGUGCGCAAACUGGGCGACAUCGCUUCAAAGUCAGGACUAAUGGAGUGAACAUCUCAUAUUAUGAUUUUGAAACACUUCGAUUACGAGGUGAGUAAAAGCGACCAGCAUGAAGUUGUCUCAGUUUAGCCUCGAUUUUCCCGGCCAUAAUGAGUCAUAUCGCUAGAAUAAUUGGCUAACUUGAUCACUUAGAUGCUUUAUAUACAACCAUUGUAUAUUAAUUUUCAGAUCCCGAUCCUCCCAAGUCUGUUACAGUAACACAUAACGGUACCAGUCGUGUUCAAGUCAUGUGGAAUUCUCCCGGAUGUAACGGAGGACCCGUAAGAGGCGUUCGUGUCUCAAUGUACUCCGCUAACUCAACAACUUACUUUGAAAGAAAUGAAACUAUGUGGAACUCUUUCACUGGUGCAGGAUCUUUUAUUAUUACUGAUCAUGAAUUUGAAGUCAAUGCGGAGUAUAAUUGGACAGUGGCUGUACUUUAUGAUUACGGAAAUGGAACGGUAUGGAGUCAGGAAAGUUCUAUUCUUUCCACAAUGAUCUCAGGUAUGUAAAAUUUGUUCUUACCAAAACUAGAGUUACUUGUAGUUAGCUGAGAGCUAAGCUGAGGGCGCUUCUGCCUACUCUUACUCCUCUAAGGGCGCUUCUGGCACUCAUGUCUGAUCAAGAAGCACACUCCGGUGGAAGGGUCAGUUAUGGGGGCUAAUCCCAACCCCACCCUGGAGAAAACCCAAGACUUUUGGUAGAGUGUUGACUGACUCUUCACAUAAAUAUCUUGAGUCUGGAACGAGGAUCGAACCGACGAUCUCAGAGGUGAAAGGCCCUUGCUCUGACAAUUGCUUGAUUUAUCUCAUUAACUCUUAUAUCUCAUUGGCAGUUGAAUUUGCAGUCAAACUAUCAUUACACGAUGGUAAUUCUUACCAGGAGUUACCAACAAAUGAUGGUACCUACAUCAUUGAACGUGGGCAAAGUCUAGUACUCUUUUGUAACGUAACUUCAAUCACUUGGCCUCAGAGAACUUGGAGUAAACGCACCUAUCAAGGAUAUGAAGCUGUUCAAAGCCAAGAGUUCCAACCAGAAUUUUCAUCAUCUGGCUUUGGAUGGACAAGUACCAUAAAUAUUCCACAGUUCAACUACACGGAUUCUGGUAAUUAUAGUUGUUCAGGUGCCGCCGGGAGUAAUCAUGGCAUUGAUUACGCAACAUUAUAUAUAAACGGUAAGUAAAUAACAUAGCAUUACAUCUUUCUCUUUGGGCACUUGCUUUCUUACUUGCCUUUGUCCUUUCUUUUUCCACCCUUAUUUUAUCUUUUCCUUCCUUUUCGUCUUUUCAUCUCUCCCUCCUCCCAUUUUACCUACGUCACAUUUUCCCUUACGUAUACUCUCCCUCCCCCCUACCUCCUUUCUAACUCCCUCCCUUUUUUCAUUUAUUUAUUAACAAUUCCCUCUUUCCGUGUUCCUUUUCCCUCAUUCCUUUCUUAUUUCCUUCCUUCCUUUAUUUUCCUUUUUAUCUUCCUCCUCUCUCUUACCAUCAUCGUUAUCCAUUCCUUAUUUCCAUGCUUCCCUCUUUCGUUCCUUUAUUACUUUCUUCAUUUUUCUUCAUUCUUCACCCUCUCUCCUUUCAUCCUUCUUUCCUUUCCUACAUUUCUCUCGCUGUCUUUCUGCCUACUCUUACUACUUCAGUUAUAUAUUCCUUCCUUCCUUUCUUUCUUUUUUUCCCUCUUACAUAUGUACUACGUAUACCUACCUCCUUAUCUUUCUUCCAUACAACGUUCUUCCCACUUACUCUAACGAAUGCUUCUUCUCCUUUCUUCACCCAGGGCUCUCUUUUCCACCACGCCAAGCACUAAUCUUAUUUAUCAACCUCUACAAUUUUAGCACGUCUGAUUGUUGUCACGACCUCAAUAAUGCCAGAAAACUAUAUUGUUCCAUACCACUCAACGUUCAAAGCAGAAAUUAUCCUACAAGGCUCAUCUACAGUCUAUAACCCAGAUUUACAAAUCGUUGAUUGGCGUACUGGAAAAAACAGCUCUAAUCAAGGACUCACAUUUGUGGAAAUUAGAGAUGGUUAUUUAAAACUUACUGCUCAGUAUAACUCGUUCGAAUGUUCAAACACCGGAGUACAUCGUACUGUUUUAGAGUUGGAAGAUUAUUCACAAUUCGAAUAUGAAUUAUCAAGGUCAUUGCUUAUUUCAGGUAAAACAAUCACUAAAAUUUCCUCCAAUUUCGAUAUGCACAGUUAAUGGCAACAACGUUGGAUAAUGCGUUGGAUGAUACUUUUGAGCAAAGUCAAAGCUCAUUCAACAUCUGGAAACAUACCGUAUCUAUUAUUUUGAUAAGCCAUGGUAUUGAUGAUGAUCUUAUUUUUUUCACAGAUCCUGACCCUCCACAAAUUACUUCAGUAAUAGGCAUUUCAGAAUCUGCGAUAAAAUUAACAUGGAGUGCAGGUCAAUGCGACAUGGGUUAUCCUCGGGAAAUCUCUAUUUCUGUAUUCAAACGAAAUGGAGAACUUUUUAAACAAAACAUUUUGAAUAUCACAAGUUAUAAUGAAAGUACUGGUGCUGGUGUAACGUUGGUUGAAAAAGGACAAGAUUUUAAUACAUCUUACACUGAGUGGAUCAUUGAUGUGUUAUAUAAUGGUACCACUGAACCAGUUUGGAGUCGACCAUCACCAGAUUACUUUGCUACAAUAUCUGGUAUGUAGGCGAUUUAAAUGAUAACUUAACGGAAUAAAACUGAUCGAUAAGUAGGUGAGUCAGUCGGCCACCAUAUGGCUAAUGAAAACCACUUAUUAUUUUUGUAGGCGCGAUAACCAUCAGUUUUGUGUCCAAUUCAUCCUCCAGCUUGCUAGCAUACAGAACUCCAGUGGGCCAUAUUAUCAAGAGAAACGAAUCAGUCACCAUCACAUGCCAGACCUUAGCUGCAGGAACAUCAUCAAACUUUACUUGGACUAAGAAAACAUUUGCAAAUCAAACUACGUUAAGCGGCAAUAACAUCAGAUCCUGGAAUGAAGGCGAAUAUUUGUAUGGAUCUGUUACGUUGGACUAUUUUGAUUAUACUCAUUGUGGGGUAUACAGCUGUCAAGUGAAUAUGAGGUGCUAUCACAAUGGAGUUAUACUCAUUUGCAUAAAUUGUACGUUUCAGCACCGAUCGUUGUGGAAGAUGUAGCCAAGAACCUGAAUUCAAGAGUACGCCGUGGUAG
Molecule: messenger RNA, 6444 nt
Organism: Paramuricea clavata
Lineage: Eukaryota; Metazoa; Cnidaria; Anthozoa; Malacalcyonacea; Plexauridae
Source: the annotation of a GenBank genome assembly